Staurois parvus is the source of this 415-nucleotide messenger RNA. The record is from the annotation of a GenBank genome assembly. NCBI's taxonomy places the organism in Eukaryota, Metazoa, Chordata, Amphibia, Anura, Ranidae.
UGAUCAGCUGUGUCCAAUCACAGCUGAUCACAUGUGCACUGAUCAUCAGAGCACUGAGGAUCAGUGUGUCCUGAUGAUCUGUGUAGCCCCAGCAGUGCCACCUGUCAGUGUUCAUCAGUGCCAGCUCUCAGUGCUCAUCCAUGCCACCUGCCAGUGCCCAUCAGUGCCACAUUUCAGUGCCACAUCAAUGCCACAUAUCAGUGCCCAUCUGAGCUGCCUUUCAGUGUCACCCAUCAGUGGCAGUCAGUGCCACCUAUCAGUGCCAGUCAGUGCCGCCUAUCAGUGCCAGUCAGUGCCACCUAUCAGUGUGCAUCAGUGCAGCCUAUCAGUGCCCGUCAGUGCUGCCUAUCAGUGCCCGCCUAACAGUGCCAGUCAGUGUCAUCUAACAGUACCAGUCAGUGCCGCCUAUCAGUGC